Messenger RNA from Amphibalanus amphitrite, 4608 nucleotides. RefSeq names its product nuclear pore complex protein Nup155-like. Lineage: Eukaryota; Metazoa; Arthropoda; Thecostraca; Balanomorpha; Balanidae. Gene Ontology annotation, biological process: protein localization to nuclear inner membrane; protein import into nucleus; RNA export from nucleus. Gene Ontology annotation, cellular component: nuclear pore; nuclear pore inner ring. The record is from RefSeq and is a predicted model, not a curated record. The transcript is spliced from 5 exons. Gene Ontology annotation, molecular function: structural constituent of nuclear pore. The coding region runs from base 138 to 4271 and encodes 1377 amino acids.
GGAGUUCGUUGUCGAUUGAUAUUCAACGAGAGUCAGAGCGGGAUAAGUGCAUUAGUAUUAUUUUCUGUAAGUUUAUUUUAUUUUGAGACCACAUAACACUUUUUUCAUCUUCAGCUCACUUGUUGAGGCGGCGCGCGAUGCCGGCCAGCCCGGCGGUGAGUAUGUCGUUCUCGGGCGGGCGGCCGCUGGCGCCGGCCGGUGCCGGCCUCCAGGAGGCGCUGUCGGCCGCCGGUGCCACGCUGGAGCGCCUGCUGGCGGCCGACACGCAGUUCCCCAGCCUGGCCGACCGGCUGCGCAUCGGCAGCCAGCCGUGCCCGACCGUCAGUGGCCUGCACGAGGCCGACUACCCGAGCCUGGGCGCCGCCGGCGGCCGCGGCGGGCUCGGCCUGCGCCAGAUCAGCGCCGGCAAAAAGGUGCCGCUGCCCGCCGAACUGGUGGAACACUUCAACCACCUGCAGUGCAACUGCAUGAUGGGCCUGUUCCCCGAGCUGGACCGCGCCUGGCUCACCAUCGACAACGACAUCUACGUGUGGCUCUUCGAGACGGGCGCCAACCUGGCCUACUACGACGGCCUCAGCGAGACGAUCCUGGCCGUGGGCCUGGUGCGGCCGCGGCCGGGCGUCUUCCAGGCGCACAUCCAGCACCUGCUCUGCCUGGCCACGCCGCUCGAGAUCGUGCUGCUCGGCGUGACCAUGUCGCGGCCGGCGGCGCCCGGCGGUCCGGCCGAGAUGCACGUGCUGCCCGAGCCGCUGUUCUCGAUCGCCAGCGACGGCGCGUACGUGACGACGGUGGUGGGCACGCCGUCCGGCCGCGUCUUCCUGGGCGCCAAGGACGGCUGCCUGUACGAGCUCGUCUACCAGGCCACCGAGAGCUGGUUCUCGCGCCGCUGCCGCAAGAUUAACCACUCGUCGAGCGCGCUGUCGGUGCUCGUGCCGACGUUCCUGUCCGCCGCCUUCUCGGACGAGGACCCGCUGCUGCAGCUGCAGGUGGACGCCUCCCGCAACGUGCUCUACACACGCUCCGAGAAGGGCACCGUCCAGGUGUACGACCUCGGCGACGACGGCCAGCAGACGGUGCGCGUGGCGGCGCUGUCGCAGUUCUCGAUCGUGCAGGCGGCCGAGGGGGUGGCGCGCACGGUGGACCCGUCCAACUUCCGGCCGGUGCUGGACAUAUCGCCGGUGACGGCCGCCGAGUCGGCGCACGUCCAGCUGGUGGUCACCACGGGCGCCGGCGUGCGGCUCUACUUCAGCACGGCGCCGACGGCCGGCGGCCGGCCCACCUCGCUGCAGCUGCGCCACAUCCGGCUGCCGCCCGGGUUCGCGGCCAACGCCACCCAGCGGCCGGCGGCGCUGCACAUGGCGCGCUACUCGGACGGCACGGCGCUGCUGGUGGCCGCCCAGUCCGAGGAGCUGGACGUGCUCUGGCUGCUCAGCGGCGACGCCUUCCCGGCGGCCGGCCAGCUGACCGAGCUGCAGAGCACGCUGGCGCUCGACUGGCACACGUGGGCGCUGCAGCCGCUGCCGGAGCGGCCGCUGGUGCGCUGCGAGCCGGCCGGCGCGCCGCGCCCGCCGCUGGUGGUCACUCAGCACGCGCGCCUGCCGCGCCGCUACGUGGCGCUUUCGACGCGCGGCGUGCAGGUGUUGGAGCAGCUGCGGCCCGUGGACCAGCUGCGCGCGCUGCUCGAGGACGCCGGCCGGCCCGACUCGGACGCCGUGCGCGCCUUCUUCACGCUGCAUACGGAGGCGCAGGCGUGCGCCACGUGUCUGAUCCUGGCGUGCUCGGACGCGCCGCAGGACGCCCAGCUGGCGGCCUGGGCGGAGCGCGCCUUCCUGCUGUACGGCGGCGAGCCGCAGGUGGUGGCGCCGCCGGCCGGCGCCGGUCACCCGGCCUCGCCGCACUCGACCAGCCUGCUGGGCGCCAGCUUCCACCCGCAGCAGGUGUCGACGCCGCAGCCGAGCCGGCCGGCGCCGUUCGCGGCCGGCUCGCCGCCGCUGGCGCUCUCGGCGGCCGUCUCUCCGGACACGUCGCUGGCGGCGGCGCCGGCCGAGGUGCUGUUCUCGGGUAAACACGACGGCCUGUACCUGUACGCGGCGCGCCUGCUGCGGCCCGUCUGGGCGAGCCGCGUGGUGCGCGAGUUCUCGCCUCGGCCGGGCCAGGUGCACCUGGUGUCGGCGGCCAGCUCGGAGGAGCUGGGCUGGCUGAGCGGCCAGCUGGAGCUGCUCAGCCGGCUGCUGCAGCGCCACUCGCCGCUGCAGCCGCCGUUCGCCGACACGGUGAGCACGCAGCAGCUGCAGCAGCGCAUGAACUCGUACCUGGAGCAGGACGAGGCCGGCCGGAUGGCGGCCGGCCGCGGCCACCACCUGCAUCACCAGCAGGCGCUGCAGGCCGAGCGACAGAGCCUGCUCCACCUGCGCGAGCUGAUCGCCUACACCAGACAGGUGCUGGGACUGGUGAAGAUUGUCACCGACCACCAGACGCACGUGGUGACGGAGGCGCUGAGCAGGGAGGACCAGUCGGCGCUGCGGCUCAUGACGUUCCGCGACCUCACGCUGUCGGGCCGCACCAUGUGCACGCAGCUGAUCGCCGCGCUCAUCGGACGCUACCUGAGCGACAACGGCAGCACGGAGGCCGUGUCGGCGCAGCUGCGCGCUCUGGCGCCGGCCGUCUUCAGGGAGGAGGACGCCAUCAGCUCGCAGGCCAGCGAGAAACUGAUGGCCGCGCGCAACGCCAGCUCGCCGUCCGAGCGGCAGCGGCUGCUGGGCGAGGCGCUGGCGCUGGCCAAGCGUGUGGCGGGCCAGCUGCAGUUGGCGGCCGUCUGCCAGCAGUUUCAGGCGGCGCACGACUACGAGGGUGUCGUGGAGCUGGUGCUGGCCGCCGCCGAGAAACGAGACCCCCAGGAGGUGGCGCUGCACUACUACCGCAACGGAGAGCCGGCCGAGGACCUGCAGGGCCGCCAGGCGUUCCGCGAGCGCGACGAGUGCUACACGGUGGUGCUGGAGAUGCUGUCGGCGCUGGUGCGCGCCUCGCACGGCCAGCGUCAGUCGCCGGUGCCGGCGCGGCCGGGCGCGCCGCCGGCCGCCGAGCCGGCCGACCAGCCGCAGCAGGCGCAGCGCCAGGCAGAGCGCGUCAUCGACGCCGUGCUCAAGUCGCGCGACGAGCUGCUGCACGUGGCCGUCUACAACUGGAUGGUGGUGGAAGGCAUGUCGGAGCGGCUGCUGCAGGUCAGGUCCCCGUACAUCGAGCCGUUCCUGACGCGCAGCUCGGGCGCCGCGCCCGGCGUCCAGAUGCUCGACCUGCUCUGGAAGCACUACGAGCGCAGCGGCAACCACCUGGCGGCGGCCAAGGUGCUGGCCAAGCUGGCCGAGCGGCACGGCACCGACGUGGACCUGGCGCGGCGCAUCGAGUACCUGGCGCGCGCCGUGCUCUGCGUCAAGUCGAGCCAGAUGCAGGUGGCGGCGGCCGCCUCGCAGGGCGAGUUCCUGCACGAGCUGGAGGAGAAGGUGGAGGUGGCGCGCGUGCAGUGGCGCGUGCUGGAGGCGGCGCGCGGCCGCUCGCCAGAGGCCGAGACCCGGCUCAACGCCGACCUGCUGGACGUGACGGCGCUGUACAGUCUGUGCGAGCGGCUGGGCCUGGCGCGCUGCCAGCUGGCCAUUGUGGUGUGCGCCGGCCACCGGGACGCGGCGCUGGUGCGCGACCUGUGGCGACGGCUGCUGGCGGCGCUGCUGCAGCAGGCCGGCUCGGCGGAGGCGGCGGCGCCGGCCGUCACCGAGCUGGCGCGCGAGUACCGCGGCCAGCCGGCCUACUGUCCGCUGGACACCAUCGUCCGACACCUGGAGGAGCACUCGUGCCGGCACUCGAUGACGCCUCCCGAGUGGGCGGCCGCCGCGCUGGCCGAGGCGGGCGUGUCGCUGCCCGAGCUGCUCUCUGUGUACCAGUCGCUGUACAGCCAGGAUGACCCGGUGUGGACGGACCUGCGCCGACCGCAGCACCUCCUCCAGGCCAUUCACUGGAUCAUUUCCCGGUUCAGCGAGCGGCCGGACUUGGUUGCCGCCAGAGAAAGGCGCGCCUUCAUCAGCACGUGCCAGGACCAGCUGGCCAGCUACCUGACGGACCUGCGUGCCAGCUCGGACCCGGACGCCGGCCUGCUGGCCGCCCGCCUCAAGGACACCAAGGUGGCGCUGGAGCGGCUGCGCCAGGCGCCGGCCGCCGCCGACUCGAGCGGCCUGGGCGCGCUGGGCCUGGGUCUGGGCAGGUCCCCGGCGCGCCGGUGAUGGCGCGGCGCGGCCCGCCGGGGACAGCGCCGCAGCUCCGCGGGAUCCAAAGCUUCGCCGCGGCUCGCGUCAGACGGGCAGACCGUGAUACGGCGGCACACCGCCAGCCAGCGGGCAGACGAGUCAGGUGGAGAAUUCCGCUGUGGGGUGUGGUAGAUGUCAGCCAUGUGCCGAUUUGGGCUGACCGUUUCGGCCGUGACCUGCUCCGCGGAGUGGGUAAAGAGGAGAGUCCAUUGGAGGGGGUCCUCCUGUAUCACUGUGGGCGAGCUGCUGCUGCUUGUGUCCCAUUAACGCGAAGGUCUCGGCUUGUGGAGAAAAUAAACCAAUGUUUACAUUU